GACAUAUUUUCCUCUCUCAAUUCUCAAUCUAAGCUUAUUACGUAUAGAGUGUUGCAAUGUCAGAUACAGACUCGCCAGGGAUAGAGCACGAAAACUUUACAAAAUGGGCGGUAGCUCACGGUAUCAAAAUCAAGGGUGUAGCCCCAGCCCGAUUUCCGGGCCGGCGAUUGGGAAUGAUUGCGACGAGGGAUAUCAAAGAGAAUGAGAUCAUGCUCUCUAUCCCCAUGAAGCUAAUGCUCACGAUUGACUCAAUCCCAACGGAAUUCGUCAGUCAAUUCCCAGAGGGAGCAUCAAUCCAUGGGAUCCUCGCUGCGUUUCUUACACACGGGGAUCCGGAGCUCCUCUCCGAGCUCGACACAUGGCGCAGUGUAUGGCCAGACUGGGAAGAGUUCGAGAACAGCAUGCCAAUUUUCUGGCCCAAGCAUCUACGAGUCUCAAACUCUGCAUCAGAGAUUCCUUCCGAAGACGACCAGCAACAAGAACCGUCAGAGGGGGCGCCCGUACUCCUGCCUCCCUCAAUAUCCGGCCGCUGGAAUUCUCUCCCUUCAAUAUCCCAGUCAGCGACAAAACCGUACGAAACGCGUUAUCAGAAUCUUCUCGCGCAGCAGGGGAAACGGUUAAGGUCUGCAUGGGACUCUGUUUUGUCUGUUUUCCCGGAAACGGAGUGGAAGACCUUUGCAUAUAACUGGUCGAUUAUCAAUUCGCGGAGCUUCUACUAUAUUUCCCCGGGGAAGGAGGAGCCAGAGGAUUGGAAUGAUGCGAUUGGGAUGGUGCCGUAUGCAGAUUAUUUCAAUCAUGUUGAUGAUGCGGCCUGUGAGGUCAAAUUCGAUGGGAGAAAGUAUACAUUCAAGGCUACGAGGCGCUAUGAAAAAGGCGAAGAAGUCUACAUGAGCUACGGUUCGCAUUCAAACGACUUCCUCCUGGUCGAAUACGGCUUCUGCCCCGACGACAACCCCUCAGACGCAGUCUACCUUGACGACUUAAUCAUCCCCGAUCUAUCAGCAGAACAGAAGGAAGCAUUGGAUGCGCACGACUGCCUUGGCAACUACGAGAUUAUUUCGAGUGGCUUAGAUGAACGUCUGGUAGCUGUCGCCAAAAUCAAGCACAUGAGUCUGAAGAACUGGCGGGAGUUUACCAAUAGUAAGGAUGGAUCAGAGCGGGCAUCCGACGCGAAAAGAGUAGGGGAGAUCCAUCGUGGCUGGUUAGAGAGGUAUUUGGAAGAGAGCACCUUCGCCGUACAUGCUACGGAAGACGUAUUAAAGACAGUGGCGGACGAGUCUACGAGGGCGAAGCUUGACUUGAUCCUGUCACGCUGGAAGCAAAUCGUGCAGCUCUGUGAGAGCGCCUAUGAAUCUACUUCUCCGUACACAUAGGGAUUCAUUUGAGAAUAAAUAAAGCAUUUCUUGUAGUAUUUCUUCCAAUUGAAUGGCGGAGACCUUCUGGAAUUGUUUUAAAACACAAGAGGGAGAGCUCUUCCUUCAUUGACCAGGGUGUUGACUUAGGAGACAAUAAUACAUCGGGCGAGAGGCGGAAUACCGAUACAAAAAGUCGAGUUUUAGGGCAAGAAUAGAAGAAACGCAAACCAAUUCUCUCACAGCUAAUAAUAAUCUUUGGUUUUGUCCUCGCAAAACUCAUAGAACGCUUUUGCUCUACCAGUCCCACCAAUCUCCUUGAGCCUCAUCGCGUUCAACAGAUGCGGUGCGACAGUGGUAUGAAUGCGGCCCCAUGGCAUCACGUAGCAACCGUUGUUGUCAAGGUUGACAUCAGAAGACAGGCCGGCAUAUAAUUCGGUGAGGGCAGCCAACUUAGGACUAUGCUGUAGCGGGUAUGUGAAAAUCUUCGUCCAUCUGGCGUCUUUCAAGAGAUUCGUGUUCGCAUUGCCAGGGUUCAUAGCAACGCUAACAAUUCUGCGUUCGUCACCGUACCGACGCGCAAACUCCGCCGACAAAAACCAGCAACCAACUUUGGAGUUGAGGUAAUUGCGAACGUUAUCCUGAGGGGCGUUGCUCAGCUCUGUCAUAACGAUGCCUUCUGGAGGUGAGGAGAGUUCAGCAACCUGGCUGCUAAGCCAGACAACUCUCACGGUACCGGCAAAGGCGGGCCCGUUCUCUUCCACAGCCGCCUCGAGUAGAGGGAGCAUCAUAUGCGUCAACAAGAAAGGACCAAGACAAUUCGUUGCUAGCUGAAGUUCGAACCCUUGCUUUGUAAGACUACCAGCUGGCGGCUGGGCAAUGCCGGCGUUGUUCCAGAGAACAUCGAGUUUGGAUUCUUUCUCUUUGAAUGCUUCAACGGACGCUUUGAUGGUGGAUAAAUCGUCGAGGUUGAGGAGGAUAUAGUCGAUUCGGCCUUCACGUUCAGGGACGGUCUUCUGGAUGUCUUCCACAGCUUUCUUCGCCUUUUCCUCCGUGCGGCCCGUGAUGUAAACGGCUGCGCCUCUAGCGUAGAGAAUUUUAGCGAGCUCGAGGCCGAUGCCAGAGGUGCCGCCGGUGAUGAGAUACACCUUGCCUUUUUGAAAGGGGAUGUCCUUCUCGGUGAAGGCUGGGCGCGGGGGGAAGAUUUGCGUGAGCUGCGCGCUCAAUUUGUACGUCGCUGCCUCACGAGGAGGACCAGUCUGUUUGGCGCGCUUCAAGAAAACGGGAGCCAUCGUGGUUAGGGAGGCGUAACGUAUGCUUGAUGGGAAGCUUAGAGAUACUCCCGCGACACGAAAGGAGUCAACGAGAACGGGGCCGAAGAGUUGCAAGAGGCUGGCACAGGGAAGUUUCAUUACUGUAUUCAAAAGUGGCAGCUGCGACAGUUGUCGGUUCGGAUCCAUGAGGUAGGAACCG
Molecule: messenger RNA, 2825 nt
Organism: Aspergillus calidoustus
Lineage: Eukaryota; Fungi; Ascomycota; Eurotiomycetes; Eurotiales; Aspergillaceae
Source: the annotation of a GenBank genome assembly